UUGCACUUUAGUGCUUUUCGCUUAGACGUACGUAGGCCGCCAUUACUAACUCCGCAAGAGUAGACCUCGGCAGCUUCAAGAAUAGUGAUGGUCCGCCGCAAUGUUUGGGUAGUGUUUUUUUCGCAGGCAGUUCUCACAGUGCCUAUCAUCUCUGGGACUGAUAACCUGCCGCUACUACUCCCAUCAAAACGCUGCCUGUGCCCCAAAGAGGAUUAUAUAUGCGAGGUGACCUCUGGAGUAGGAAUUGUAUGGCGAACAGUUACAAUCAAUGAGACUGGAUUGUCUGUAAUAAACGAUGAGGACACACUUUAUAUUGAAGAAGGUGGCUUCCAAAUACGUUUUGUAAGAAAUCUAGGCAACUUUACAUCAGUUCUACAUGUCAGCAACUUGAAUUUGAAUGAGACUGACAUCACUUGUGAGGGUGUUUACUUUGAUCAAAUCAGUAGACUGAGAUUGACUAACACUACCAAAAUAUGUAUAGCAGGUCCAGCCUCCCCUCCCACUAGUCUGUCAGUGGUGUGGGACCCACCAUCAGCUGUGGUCAGUUUCCAGUCUCCAGUGUAUGGUGGAGAAUGUGCGGACUAUUAUGUGGUCACUGCUAUCAGUGAAGAGAGGACUGUACUGUGUAAUGCCACCAGUCAUGCUAGUGAAAGAAACUGCAGUAUUGAUAUCGGGGAUGGCAAUGUCAAUGACUAUAAUUUCACUGUUCAUGGUGUGACUCGUGUCAAUGAUAGUUUUGUCUACAACGGAGAAACUGCCACUGAUUGCUGUUUACCAUUUCCAGAGAAUGUAAGAGCUGUUGAAGAGGAAUGUGGUCACAUUACUGUCGGCUGGAAGAGCAAUCACGUCAUAGAACCAGUGAACACAACCAUCAGUUGGCGUGGGGUCCACAGCAGUGGAGCCAGGCACUAUGAGAGAGGUAGUUCUGAAGACUCUCAUCUACUGACAUACUUCUCUGAGACUGGACCAGUGGAAAUUGCUGUGACAUUCUCUAGUGCUGUCUGUAACAAAACCACUACCAUUACACACUCCCUCAUAAACAGAAAAAGCUGUCUAACUGCAAGUAAAACAACUCCAACCCCAACCCCUGGUGUGACUCAGACUGAGACUCUUAAACCGACUGCAGACCCAUACCUAGCAAUCGGCGUAGGAGUUGGUGCGGCUCUCCUGGUGGUGGUGACUACUACAGUGGCUGUGGCAGUGUGGUGUCUUGUGAAGAAAAACAGGCCUAAUAGUGAGUCUGUUCCCUCCAGCUGUGGUGAUGAACUGAAAAUUCUUGGUUCUCAGACCAGUAAAGGGUGUGGUGACCCACCAGAGACCCCAGCCCCAACAGCACCAGAGACUGAGACAGAUAACACUCGUCCUGAUGUCCUCCCUCCUCUCUAUGAUGACAUCAAUACCCUCACUAGAGAGAAGAAGGACAAGCCACUAUCAAUGCCUAUGUACCAUGUUUUGGAGGGUCCCACUCUUGUCGAGUCAGCACCAGAGACACAGGAACAGGAGAGUUCAGCGACAGAUAUUCCACUUUACUCUGUGGUGGACAAGAGUAAAAAGAAAAAGAAGGCUACUGUGCCGGCUGAUCCAGUUAGAGAUCAGGAGGAGGAAAGAGAGGAAGAUAUGCCUGACAAACAAGACACUUAGUGUAAUGUGAGAGUCUUCCACAUGAUUUACAACUUUGUAAUCCCAGUCACAAGGUAUCAUCAACUGAACAUCAUCCGCUCCAUUUUUAUUUGUAUCGAUUAUAGAUAGUUCAACUCCACUGGUGUGUGUGUGUGUGUGUGUGUGUGUAGUCUGGUUAGAGACAAUCAUGUGUACCUUGAUCACGUCAGC
Molecule: messenger RNA, 1830 nt
Organism: Geodia barretti
Lineage: Eukaryota; Metazoa; Porifera; Demospongiae; Tetractinellida; Geodiidae
Source: the annotation of a GenBank genome assembly